Messenger RNA from Periophthalmus magnuspinnatus, 8193 nucleotides. RefSeq names its product unconventional myosin-IXb (gene myo9bl). The record is from RefSeq and is a predicted model, not a curated record. Gene Ontology annotation, cellular component: myosin complex. Gene Ontology annotation, biological process: intracellular signal transduction. Bases 485 to 7309 code for a protein of 2274 amino acids. Gene Ontology annotation, molecular function: protein binding; GTPase activator activity; ATP binding. The transcript has 43 exons. Lineage: Eukaryota; Metazoa; Chordata; Actinopteri; Gobiiformes; Gobiidae.
GUGCCUUUUUUUCCUCAACUUUUUUUCUCCGUGCAGAGCUGCUGCUGUUAUUUGGGCUCAGAGAAAGGAAGUAGCGCUGGCUAGCCGUGUUAGCCGGUCAAAACUUCAUCUGUGUUGGAAAACAAUGGAUUUAUGAGGGUUUUUCAUGGUGGGAUAUCGCGUUUUAUUUACUGAACGGUUGUCUUUUUACUCGGAAACUCUUUUAUGCCGUGCGUUUUUAUUGGUUUGUGAUCCAGGCGUGUGACUCCAAGCUUUGUCUACCACUGGUGCUAGCCUGAUUUAUUUCCAACUCUACUCUCUAUUUGUUUUACCGGAGAAAGAGAAGACAGAAUACAUUUUAAGUACGUUUUAUUUUUUCUUCAGUCGAGGAGGAGGGAAUGCAUUACAGAACUACACCAAGACAAUGAGAAAAACUACCGGGAAAGGAGUUGCCUGGUGAGGAAGGCAGUGUGCGGCAUGCUGAGGCCACUCCCCCUGGCCCAGGAUGAGUGUCAGAGAUGGCGCUGCCACCAUGGCAACGGUUGCGGGUGGAGGAGGAGGGGGAGGUGGGCCAGCCAGCCUCAAUGACCUCGACAACCGCUCGUACCUGCUGCAGAUUUACCCCCGGCUAACUGCCCAGUCCUCCGCCUGCUGUUGCCUCACAGUGCAGAAGGACUCCACAGCAGCCUCCGUGAUCUCAGACGCUGCCACAGCACUGGGGCUGGACCCCGGGCGCUCUUAUGUGUUGGCAGAGGUGAAAGAAAGUGGAGGUGAGGAGUGGAUCCUGGAGGCCGGGGAUCUGCCGGUACAAAGGGUUCUGCUGUGGCCUCGCAAAGCCCAGGAGAAACAUGCUCAAAGUCUGGGCUUCUACUUCUUGUUACAGGAAAGGAACCAUGAUGGCACUAUUCGAUACGUGCACCUCCCGCCACUGUCGAAGGAGCAGCAGGUACAGCAGCUGGCUGCGAGGGGCUUCCUCCCUCCACCACAGGACGAUUUUGCAGACCUCUGCAACCUCCCUGUCCUCAAUGAGGAUACUAUAUUAAACAAUCUCCGCACACGCUUCUACAAAAAAAAGAUUUACACCUAUGCAGGCAGCAUUCUCAUCGCCAUCAACCCUUUUAAGUUUCUGCCCAUCUACAACCCCAAGUAUGUUAAGAUGUACGAGAACCACCAGCUGGGCAAACUGGAGCCCCAUAUCUUUGCUAUUGCAGAUGUAGCAUACUAUGCCAUGCUCAGGAAAAGGGUCAACCAGUGCAUUGUGAUCUCUGGAGAGAGUGGCUCAGGCAAGACCCAGAGCACCAACUUCCUCAUCCACUGCCUGACAGCUCUUAGCCAAAAGGGCUACGCCAGCGGUGUCGAAAGAACCAUCCUGGGAGCAGGCCCUGUGCUGGAGGCUUUUGGAAACGCCAAGACUGCCCACAACAACAACUCCAGCCGUUUUGGUAAAUUCAUCCAAGUGAAUUACCUGGAGAGUGGUGUUGUCAGAGGGGCUGUGGUAGAAAAGUAUCUUCUGGAGAAGUCACGUCUAGUCUCCAGAGAGAAGAAUGAGAGGAAUUACCAUGUAUUUUACUACCUGCUGUUGGGCGCUUCAGAGGCGGAGAGAAAAGAGUUUAAAUUGUUGCCUCCUGAAGAAUACUUCUACCUCAAACAGCAAAACUUUAAGAUUGAAGAUGAGGAGGACUUGCGACAUGACUUUGAACGACUUCAACAGGCAAUGGAGAUGGUGGGGUUUCUUCCGCCCACCAAGAAGCAAAUCUUCUCCGUUCUGUCGGCCAUUUUAUAUCUGGGAAAUGUGACCUACAUAAGGAAGUCGAACGGCCGGGAAGAGGGUCUGGAAGUGGGGCCUCCGGAGGUGCUGGCUACCCUCUCUGAUCUCCUCAAGGUCAAGGAGGAAUUGCUGGUUGAGGCACUCACCAAGAGGAAAACAGUCACAGUCAAUGAUAAGUUGAUCCUCUCCUACAGCCAUUCAGAGGCUAUCACUGCCAAAGACUCUAUGGCCAAGUCUUUGUACAGUGCCCUGUUUGACUGGAUUGUUCUUCGCAUCAAUCAUGCUCUGCUCAACAAGAAAGACAUGGAGGAAUCUGUCCCGUGCUUAUCCAUUGGCGUCUUGGACAUUUUUGGCUUUGAGGACUUUGAGAACAACAGUUUUGAACAGUUUUGUAUCAACUAUGCAAAUGAACAGCUGCAGUAUUACUUCAAUCAUCACAUCUUCAAUCUGGAGCAGGAGGAGUACCAAGCAGAGGGCAUCACCUGGCACAACAUCGACUACACAGACAACGUGGGCUGUAUUCACCUCAUCAGUAAGAAGCCCACUGGCCUGCUUUACUUGCUGGACGAGGAGAGCAACUUUCCACAUGCCACAGAAGAAACAUUACUAGCCAAAUUUAAGCAGCAGCAUCAGGGGAACAAGUACUUUGUGCCCACACCAGUUAUGGAACCAGCUUUUGUCAUUCAACACUUUGCUGGAAGAGUAAAAUAUAAAAUAAAGGACUUCCGAGAAAAGAACACAGAUCAUAUGCGGCCAGACAUUGUGGCCUUGUUGAGGAGCAGUGAUCGUUCUUAUGUCCGUCAGCUCAUUGGGAUGGACCCCGUGGCGAUGUUUCGUUGGGGGAUUCUGCGUGCCACUAUCAGAGCCCUCGCUGCUUUCAAUGAAGCUGGCCGUGCCUGGGCUGCAAAGACUUCAGGCAUUGUCCGACCUGCAUCCAGAACUCCUCUAGGGGAGCUCCAGCGAUCUAAUACUCCAAUUGAACGAAUGUACAAACGAGCUUCUAUGCUCGAUUUUUGCUUUGAUCACUCUGAGGAGCGCCCUCUAGAGGCCUUUGAGGACAUCUUUGCUAGCUAUGAGAAUAAGAAAGACAUGCAUGCACAGAUCAUCAGCUCCAUUAAGAACUUGCAGCUGGAUGCUGAGGACCCUCGAAAGCUGCUGCAGUCCUGGGGUCGCCUCCGUUUCCCCCGGCACGUUCUUCAGAAGAACAAAAACACCAAACAGAAGCAAGUAAUUCCCAAGAGAUUGUUGGAUUCUCGGUCUCUGAAGUUCAUUGUUGGUCUGACACUACAUGAUCGCACUACCAAAUCUCUCCUUCAUUUGAACAAAAAGAAGAAGCCUCCCAGUAUCAGUGCCCAGUUUCAGGCAUCUUUGACAAAACUUUUAGAGACUUUGAACAGAGCAGAGCCAUACUUUAUCCGUUGUAUUCGCUCCAAUGCAGAAAAGAAAGAGAUGUAUCUAGAUGAAACCUUAGUGGUACAGCAGCUCCGAUACACAGGAAUGCUGGAGACCGUUCGAAUCCGAAGGUCAGGUUAUGGAGCCAAGUAUACAUUCCAGGAGUUCUUUACCCAGUUCAGAGUUUUGUUGCCCAAGAAUGCCACAGAAUCAAAAGAAGUAAUUUCUGCUCUGCUUGAGAAAAUGGGUCUGGAUCCCACCACCUACCAGAUUGGAAAAACUAAGGUGUUUUUGAAAGAGCUGGAACGACAACAACUUCAGGAUACACUCCACAAAGAAGUUAUGCGAAAGAUCAUCUUCCUCCAACGCUGGGUCAAAGCCCGACUGCAGAGGAAAGCGUUUCUAGACAUGAGACAUGCAGCUGUUGUAAUACAGCGCUCUUGGCGCAGGUACUGUGAGGAGGAGCAGAGGCGACGUGCUGCCAUUGUUAUUCAGGCUUUGUGGAGGGGGCACCUACAGAGGAAAGCGUACAAUCUCCAGAAGAAAGGUGCAACUAAAAUACAAGCGCUCGUCAGGGGUCACUCUGCACGCAGGAGGUGCCAAUCCAUGCGUGAGGAAAAACGCAAAAAGGAGGAAGAGGAGAGAGAAGCACAGAGAAGACUGGAGGAAGAAGAGCAAAGGAGGAGAGAGGAGGAGGAGAGGAGGAGGUUAGAAGAAGAGGAGAGGAGGAAAGCUACUGAGGAGGAGGCACACAAAAGAGCAGAAGAAGAGCUUGCCAGAAGAAUCCAGGCCGCAGAGGAAGAGGCUCGGAAAAAGCUUGAGGAAGAGAAGGAAAGAUCAGAGCCUCAAACCAGAGAGGAUCCAGAUAUAGAGCUAGUCACUGAGGAGACACUAGAUGAGACACAGGACUUGCCAGAGGAGGUGGAGGAUGGAGAGAUUACAACAGGCUUACAGGACGAAGAGCAAAUGGAAAUCAAAGGUACAGAAGCUGAGGCCGGACCCCAGCAGCCGGGCAAAGGAGACAAUGAAGAGAAUUUGAACAAGUUAACACUAGAAGAUACAACAUUCUCCACUCUACUCCAUCCCCUCCCUCAAAUGGCUCCAACAGACACUGCUCACUUACCUACUAAUACUGAAAAUGCACAAGGGAAAUUUCCUGACAGAAACCAUUCAGCAAUUCAGGAAAAGAGAGAGAAGAGGAGAAGAAGGGGACUUGAGCAUAAUCGUAGGGAGACAGAACGAGCAGCUGCCUCCUCUUCACCACCCACCAAUAAGGAUCAGUCUACAGCUCCAAAGGUCAAAACUCCAGAGACUUCUAAGCUCAGAGAGAGAGCUGACAGCAAAGAGAUAGACCAGUAUACGUUUGUGGUGCAGAAAAUUAAAGACGACAAAGGUGGUAAGAGAGAGGAAAAAACUUCACCUCCACAGGCUCCUCCUGUUCGUCCCUCUACGUUACUCCUACAAUGCCUUGAUCAUGACAAAAAUGAGCUAGGUGAAAGUGCUGGAGCAGUUAACCUGCAGCGUCGGCCUGGGGCAAUAAAAGAGAAACCUGAGAAAUGGAAAGGUAGAAGAAGUGAUGACUAUGACACUGUUACCCCUCCAGCAGGAAGAAAUGGGGCUUUGAAAAGGCAGUUAAUGGAAUCCGCAUCUUCGUCUGUUGACAGCUUAUCUCCAAGUUCAGAGGGGGCUGGAGCGUUGUCUCCGCGUGAGUUUACUCACACAGACAGCCACACAGAACGUUCAUUGGGAGGUUCGUUUAGAUGGCGACCUCAGGAUUCGGGUCACCAGGAUCCAUUCCAGUCCAUCCCAUCCACACCUGACAGGUCUGGAGGCUUCCUCAGCAAGAUUCUGAAGAAACGACCUCAGAAAGAAGUCCAGACUCCAGAUGAUGGAGAGAUCACACCUAGUUUCAGUGAGAAGUCAUGUGGAGGAGAAGGAUAUUCAGCUCGCCCUCUUGCUCAGCCCUAUGGGGAACGCUCAGGUAAAGCUUUAGGUCGCAAUCCCACCAUAAAAAUUAGCCGUGCCACAAGAGUGUCUGAGCAAUGGAACGCCUCUUUGGACCGAGAAAUCACAAAUGCUAAUGAACUGCGCCACCUGGAUGAAUUUUUAGGCAAUCAGGUAAACGACUUCCGCUCUAGAGGGAAAUCUCUUUCGGCCACUGAAGCCAUCUUUGUAACGGCUACAAUGCAGUUCAGAGAGACCAUCAAAGCCAUGUAUUCCCUCUCGGUGAGUAUCUUUUGGAACAAGAUUAGAUUCAGAGAUUUCUGUAUGUUCUUAUCUUUCAUUCCCCUCCAGAAACCCACGAUUGGUUACAAGGACCUGAUGACAAGCUACAAAAACAAAGUGUUUCACCUGGCGGAUGACAAGCAAAAGGCGGAGGUGCAGCUGGUGGUGAACCUGUUCCAGUCGGUGCUAGAUGGGUUUAUUAGAGGAGAGAUGAAGAAGGAGGAGGCAGAGCCAGUCAAGCCAAAAGCAAGAAAAAAACGGCGGAAAAAGGACAAAAGUAUGGAGAGCCCCUUGGAUCAUGUUUUCGUAAACUAUCAGGUCAGCAUUAUGCAGUCAUGUGACCAGUGCACUUCAUACAUCUGGGGCAUGGAGAAAGCCUAUAUGUGCAGCAGUUGUAAAAUGGUAUGCCACAAAAAGUGUCUCAACAAAAUAGUCACUGACUGCUACACGUUCUGUGCCAAAAGGGGGGAUGAGGAGUCUGGUGGUCUACACUUUGGCGUCCAUGUGGGGCAUCUGGUGAACGAUAAAAGCCCUGUGCCGAUGGUGUUGGAGAUGAUGCUGGAGCAUGUGGAAAUGCAUGGUCUUUACACAGAAGGCAUCUACCGCAAAUCAGGGUCUGCCAAUCGAAUGAAAGAGCUGCACCAGCGACUUGAAACAGAUCCUCACCAGGUUUGCCUUGAAGACUAUCCUAUCCACACAGUGACCGGGCUGGUGAAACAGUGGUUGAGAGAGCUGCCGGACCCACUCAUGACUUUCACCCAUUACAAUGACUUUCUGCAUGCAGUCGAACUCCCAGAGAAGCAGGAACAACUUCAGGCAAUUUACAAAGAGUUGGAGGAGCUUCCUACAGCAAAUUUCAAUACACUAGAGAGGCUAGUGUUUCAUCUAGUCAGGGUUUGUAAAGAGGAGGCACACAACCGCAUGUCUCCCAAUUCCUUGGCCAUAGUUUUUGCUCCAUGUAUCUUGCGGUGCCCUGACAGUGCAGACCCUCUUCUUAGCAUGAAGGAUGUUGCCAAGACUACCAUAUGUGUGGAGAUGCUUAUUACUGAGCAGAUCCGACGUUACAAUGAGAAGAUGGAGGAAAUUGAGCAGCUAGAGUAUGCAGAGACUUUGGCAGUAAACCAACUUAAACUGAAAAGACAAAACACGCACUUCUGGCAUUUACCUCUCAGGUUCUCAGCUCCUUACAAAGGAGUGGUGGUUCACGAGAAAGCCAGUUCUGAUCUCAGUGUUGUACCAGAAAAUGAGCCUGUAGAUUCAGAAACUGAGGCAGAGAAGAACCUGGUUGAACGGAUUAAGUCUAUCAAACAAGAAAAAGAGGACCUGGCCUGCAGACUUCCUGACAUGGAGCAACCUGGUUCAGACCAGGAGAACUUGGACUCUGAGGCCUCCUUGAGCUCUGAAAGUCUUUUGGAUGAGCAGCAACGCUCUUCGGCUCACAGCUCAGAGCCAGAAGGGCACCUUUCUAAGAGAUGUAAGCCAGUUUGUCCUCCCAAACCCUCUGAUCUGGCCCUGCGACCCAAAUUCUCAACUUUGUCCAUUUCAAUCAGAGGUCUAAGCCCCACAGGCUCUGUUUCUACAGUGUCUAGCUGUACAUCUCCAUCUUCUGAAUCAUCCUCUACCUUCAAAACUGCGCUGAAACGACUCAGUCCUGUAAUUCCAGACACAGUCAAACUGCCUACUGGUGUUGGGUCAAGGUCUAAUCAGAGUCGCACACUUCCAGAAAGUCAGAAUCAAACAUUUAAGUCCUUGAUCCGCACGAGAGGACAGUCUGGUCGCAGAAAUGACUCUGCUACUCGGUCCAUGUAUAUCGACAGCCCUGAGUGUGAAGACAUGCAUUUAUCCACUCACCCCACCUCUUCACUCAAACACCAGCAAGAAACUCAGAAUGGCCAGAGACGAUUUUCUGACCCUGAUCUGUCCUACACCAAUGAUAAUCUUUAAAAGCACAGUAUUGUGAUAAAUAUUUUGUAUUGGCAACAGCCUUGAAUUUACAGAAGAAAGGAGCUACCAUGAAAAAUAACAAUUUGACUCAGCGAACAGCUAAAUUGUUUCCUGGUAUGAACUAUAAUACAACUGGACUACUUGUUGCCAAGCACCUUUUCUAUUUUAAUAUAUUGUUAAUGCUGAUGAGACCAGACAGGCUAUAUUACUGUUUGCCUAAAUGGACCGGAAGUCUUUUCUUUCACCUGCUUUGUUUUUUUAUGCCUUUGUGCUAUCUCAGAUUUAGCAGGUUCCAGUCGCACUUUUGUAGUUCUUAGUUCUCCUAAUGAGCAUGUGACUAACAUGCCCGCUGUCAUGUUAGCUAGUGCCUUGAUAUGUACAGUAAUGCUGAAAAACGCUUUUGUAAUUAUUGCAGAACUUUUUUGUGAGAGAGAUUGUGUUAUUGAGUGUAACUGCCACACAGUUUUGGACUGAAGCAACAGUACAAAAAGGACCUAGCAUAACAUAUGGACCAUUGUGCUGCUUUUUAACAUGUUGCACAACAGCAAAUAGGAAGACAUUGGCUUGCAACAGCAAAGGGAAACUGGAUCAGCAUGUCAUUUUUUCCUCGUUAAAUCACAAAUAUUUGGCUCAUGUGCAAUGCUAUCCAAUCUGUUUGACUAUAGUUUACCACACCUACAAUUCAAAUGGAACAUAACUGAAGCCGGAAGCCAUCCUUGAGGUGUAUGAAUUGUAAUUUUAAUGGUUCACUUAGUCUGUUGGUUGUUGUAUGAAUUAUGAAAAACAAUGUUGUUUGUGUAUCAGUGAGUGAAUGGCUGGGACUGAAUGAAAAAGGUAGUUGUGUUUAGUAUUUACAUGCUAAUACAAAACAUGAUGCUCCUUAA